Messenger RNA from Vanessa atalanta (red admiral), 1998 nucleotides. RefSeq names its product sphingomyelin phosphodiesterase 1-like. Gene Ontology annotation, biological process: sphingomyelin catabolic process; ceramide biosynthetic process. Bases 43 to 1998 code for a protein of 651 amino acids. The record is from RefSeq and is a predicted model, not a curated record. Gene Ontology annotation, cellular component: lysosome. Gene Ontology annotation, molecular function: acid sphingomyelin phosphodiesterase activity. The transcript is spliced from 10 exons. NCBI's taxonomy places the organism in Eukaryota, Metazoa, Arthropoda, Insecta, Lepidoptera, Nymphalidae.
UCACAUUUAUCCUACAUUUUGAAAGACUCAUCGACAACCACAAUGAAAGUGUUUUUAGGAAUACUUUUCAUAAUAAAUUCAUGUGUAGCAACUAAACUUAUAACCUCGGAUGAGCUCCGAAAAUUAUUUAUUAAGGCUGUAAAGAAUGAAACAACAGACAAUGAAUGGAAAACGAUUCAAGAUGUUUUCGAAAUAUACAGACCAGCUUCCAAUGCUCUUAAAAUGCAAUACGAAACAAAUACUAGAUCGGAUAUAACUUGUCUAAUUUGUAAUAGCGCAUUUGCUGCAUUGAGCGAUUUGGUUCACGAAGGGAAUUCGGAUGAAAUGCUUAUAGAGGCAUUGACCGUUCUCUGUAUCGCUUUAGCGAACGUUAGUGAAAAAACCUGCGCAGGACUUAUGCCAUUAAACAUACCGAUCCUAACAUAUAUAGUGAAGACGACUCCAGAGGCCGCUCCUAGAACAUUUUGUGGUCUUGUAUUACAAAAUGUCGGAAAUCCGAACACCUGUAGCUUUGAUGAUCCUAGAUUUGAAUGGACAAUAGAUUUACCGGAAAAAAAUCCAAUUCGAGUUGAUACAAUUAAUACCAAAAGCAAUAAUCCGUUGAAAAUAGCUCUCAUCACGGACGCUCACAUCGAUCCCUUGUAUGAGCCAUAUGGUGUUGCUUAUUGUAACGAGCCAACUUGCUGCAGAAAAGGCCAAACUCCACGAUCUCAUGAAUAUGACGUUGAUGUAGAUGAUUCGGUAUUUAAAGGUCGCAUAUUUGAAAGAGGAAAUGAUUAUAUAUUGGAUUUAGAUUUAGCAAAUGAUAUUAGAAACUUAUCACAUGCAACAAGAAGUACUAGAAAUUCACCACCGGCUGGGUACUGGGGAGACUACAGGAAUUGCAAUACGCCUUAUUGGGCAUUUGAUGAUGUAAUUGAAACAAUUGCUAAGCAUGGGGAUAUAGAUGCUGUUUAUUACAUAGGAGAUAGUAUCGACCAUCACGUCUGGGAAACGACGUACGAACGUAUAAAUGAAGUUAAUUUAUAUGUUAUUAACAAAAUGAGAAAAGAAUUUGGUGAUAAUGUUUUAAUUUUGCCUUCUAUUGGAAAUCAUGAAUCUCAACCUACGAACCAAUUUGCACCGAGUUCAGUUAAACUCGACAAAAUAAAUACAACCUGGUUGUACGAAUCGUUAGCUAGAAAAUGGGACUUUUAUUUAACAGAGGACGCCAAAGUUACUGUGCGGGAACACGGUGGAUUCUCUAUGCUGAUCAGACCUGGAUUACGAGUUAUUUCUAUUAAUAAUAAUAUUCCUUAUAAAUCAAAUUGGUGGGUAGUCUACGAUCCCUUAGAAUCUAAAAGACAUAUGGAAUGGCUUGUUCGAGAAUUACAUAAAGCUGAGUUAGCAGGUGAAAGCGUCCAUAUUCUAGCUCACAUUCCGCCUGGAGUUCAUGACCUCAUAUAUACGUGGACAAGAGAAUAUAACAAAGUCGUAACUCGUUUCUCAUCAACAAUUAAGGGACAAUUCACUGGUCACACACAUUCUGAUGAAUACAAGAUAUUCUACAGCACAGAAGAUGGAUCACCUAUUAACAUGGCUUGGGGAGCCGGCAGCACGACUGCUUACACAUUUUACAAUGUCAACUAUAAAAUAGCUACAUUUAACACAACCACCUUUGAACCAAGUAAUAUUGUGAACUACGUAUACAAUCUCACCGAAGCGAACCUCACUCCACAUAGGAGACCACACUGGUUCCAACUUUACGAUAUGAAAAAUACAUUUGCUAUCAACGAUCUCUCAGCUGCUACUAUGAAUGAUUUGACUUAUAAAAUGGUAACAAAUAACUUAUUGGCUUUGGAUAUGUAUGCAGCGUUUUACUCAAAAUUAAGCGAUGGAAGAUGGCCACAUUGCAAUAGAUAUUGUAAAAUUGACAAUUUAUGUAAGACUGUUGUAACGGUUCUGUGGCAACGUGAAAAGUGUGAUGAACUGCGAGAAUUGUACUUUUCAUUAUAUUAA